AUGGCGAUGGCUUUCUGCGCAAAAAUUAGAAACGCCAGAAAGUACGAAGUGGAUGUGGCGCCUCCUAAAGGAAUGGAGGUUCAUUUCUACGUAGCGGAUAAGGCCCCGCUCUUGUACACGGAAGGGACGUAUACUUCGGAGGAUGUGCUUAUCGAAGCGGCUCAGAAAUGCAACAUUUCUCCUCUGUGCCACAAUUUAUUUGCACUGUACAAUGAGAAAGAGAACCUUUGGCUGCCACCAAAUUAUCACUUCAAGAUUACGCCCGGUUUUUCUAUGAAGCUUUAUUACCGUGUCCGAUUCCUCUUCACAAAUUGGCAUGGGACAAAUGAAAAUGAAUCAUCGGUCUAUAGGUAUUACCCUAAGAAGCAGAGGGACAAUUACGAUGGCAAGGUUCAAGAUGGAACCCCAAUUCUCGAUGCCAGCUCACUGGAUUAUAUAUUUGCACAGGGACAGUAUGAACUGGUGAAGUGCUUGGCUCCAGUCCGGGACCCCAAAAAUGACCAAGAGGUGCAUGAAAUAGAAAACGAAUGUUUAGGGAUGGCAGUGCUGGCGAUCUCUCACUACGCCAUCAAGAGGAACAUGCAGCUUCCAGAGCUCCCCAAGGACAUAAGCUACAAGAGGUAUAUCCCUGAAACUUUAAACCGAACCAUCAAACAAAGAAAUAUCCUUACUCGGAUUCGGAUAAAUAACGUCUUCAAGAAUUUCUUGAAAGAAUUCAACAAUAAAACAAUCUGUGACAGCAGUGUGUCCCCGCAUGACCUGAAAGUGAAGUACAUGUCCACACUGGAGACACUGACCAAAAAUUAUGGGGCCGAGAUAUUCGAGGCACAGCACUUAAAGAUUUCCUCGGAGAAUGAACAGAACGGGUUUCAAACCAGUGGCGUGUUUGAAGUUAUGGUGACCGGAAAUGAUGGCAUCCAGUGGAGGGUGAAACCAGCUCCGUGUGACCGUAGAGAAAGAAAAGAAAACAAAAAGGAAAAGGAAUGAAAACAAAAAUAAAAAGAGGGAUGCGAAAGCCAACGCCAAAGAUCUGUGGAGCUCUUUUUCUUACUUUCCGGAGAUCACCCACAUUGUAGCGAAAGAUGACACUGUCUAUAUACACAACCAGGACAAUAAGUGCAUGGAGCUGAAACUCUCCUCUCCAGAUGUUGCACUCUCAUUCACCGCUCUCAUCGAUGGCUACUUCAGGCUGACUGCAGAUGCCCAUCACUAUCUGUGCACUGAUGUCGCCCCACCAUUAAUAGUCCAGAACAUAAUGAACGGCUGUCAUGGACCUGUUUGCACGGAGUACGCUGUGAACAAGCUGCGACACGAAGGCAAUGAGGAAGGGAUGUAUGUCCUCAGGUGGAGCUGCACUGACUUCAAUCACAUCCUAAUGACUGUGGCCUGUUCCAAAAUAUCUAAGUAUGAAUCCAAGACUCUGAAGCAGUACAAGAACUUUCAGAUCGAAGUGAAGGACAAGUCGUACUGUUUGCUGGGAUCAGACCGUACUUUUGAGACCCUUAAACAACUCAUGGAGCACUUAAAGGGCCAGGUGCUGAGAACGGAUGAUGUCAGCUUCACUUUAAAGAGGUGCUGUCUUCCCAAGCCUAGAGAAAUUUCAAAUCUCCUAAUUGCGACAAAAGAUGGCCUUGGACUGGCAACCCGUCUACCAUAUCAGCCAGUUGAGUUUCCAUAGAAUACUGAAGGAUGAGAUUGUACAACUGGACCACAUGGGCCGGGGGACCAGAACCCAGAUCUACGAGGGAAGACUAGUCUACAAGGACGACAAUGACAGUGAAAUGAGUACUUCAGAGAAGGAGAUUAAAGUCAUCCUGAAAGUGUUGGACCCCAGCCACAGGGAUAUUUCACUGGCAUUUUUUGAGACGGCCAGUAUGAUGAGGCAAGUGUCACACAAGCAUAUUGUACUGCUCCAUGGCGUAUGUGUGCGAGAUGUAGAAAACAUCAUGGUGGAAGAAUACGUGGACUUUGGUCCUCUGGAUUUGUUUAUGCAUCGCAGGAGCGACUGUCUCACAACGCCGUGGAAGUUUCAGGUGGCCAAACAGUUGGCGAGUGCCCUAAGCUACUUGGAAGAUAAGGACUUGGUACACGGGAAUGUCCGCACUAAGAAUAUCCUACUUGCGAGAGAAGGGAUAGACCAUGACUGUGGCCCCUUCAUCAAGCUGAGUGACCCUGGGAUUCCUAUAACUGUGCUGUCCCGACAAGAGCGUGUGGAGAGAAUUCCGUGGAUUGCUCCGGAGUGUGUGGAAGAUUCCCGAAUCUUGACUGUAGCUGCUGACAAAUGGAGCUUUGGAACCACAUUGUGGGAGAUCUGCUUUAAUGGAGAGGUUCCUUUGAAGGACAAGACCCUGGCGGAGAAAGAGAGGUUUUACGAAGGAUGCUUCAUGCUGACAAAGCCAUCUUGCGAAGAGCUGGCCAACCUGAUCAUCAACUGUAUGAACUACGACUCCAACAGACGGCCGUUCUUCCGAGCCAUAAUGCGGGAGAUCAAUAAGCUGGAGGAGCAGAAUCCAGACAUCGUUACAGAAACCUCUGUUUCUACAGAAGUUGAUCCAAGUUUGUUCGAGAAGAGGUUCCUGAAGAGAGUUCGGGAUUUGGGGGAGGGUCACUUUGGUAAAGUGGAGCUGUGCAGGUAUGACCCAGAAGGUGACAACACCGGGGAGUUGGUGGCGGUCAAGUCGCUGAAGCCUGGAACAGGAGGGACUCACAUAGCUGACCUGAAUAAAGAAAUCCAAAUUCUGCGCAAUCUCUACCAUGAAAAUAUUGUGAAGUACAAGGGGAUCUGUGCUGAGGAUGGAGGCAGCGGCAUUAAACUAAUUAUGGAGUAUCUGCCAUCGGGGAGUCUCAAGGAAUAUUUACCGAGGAAUGUGAACAAGAUCAAUCUCAAGCAGCAGUUGCAGUACGCCAUUCAGAUUGCACAGGGGAUGGAUUACCUGGGAUCACGUCAGUACGUCCAUCGGGAUCUCGCUGCCAGAAAUGUUCUAGUAGAAAAUGAGCAUCGGGUGAAAAUAGGCGACUUUGGUUUAACCAAAGCCAUUGAGACGGACAAGGAGUAUUACACGGUGAAAGACGACCUGGACAGUCCCGUGUUCUGGUACGCUCCAGAGUGUUUGCUGCACUGUAAGUUCUACAUCGCCUCAGACGUCUGGUCGUUUGGAGUGACGUUAUACGAAGUCCUGACCUACUGCAAUUCUGAGCACAGCCCAAUGACGAUGUUCCUCAAAAUGAUCGGACCCACCCAAGGGCAGAUGACUGUGACCCGACUUGUGCGUGUGUUGGAAGAAGGAAAAGCGUCUGCCUAACCCUGCCAAUUGCCCCAAUGAGGUCUAUCAGCUGUUGCUAAGGUGUUGGGACCAGAAUCCUUCAAGCAGAGCAACCUUCCAGGACCUGAUCCGUGGCUUUACAGAUCUCGUCGGUAAAAUAUAA
This is a messenger RNA of Staurois parvus, 3426 nucleotides long. The record is from the annotation of a GenBank genome assembly. NCBI's taxonomy places the organism in Eukaryota, Metazoa, Chordata, Amphibia, Anura, Ranidae.